AUGGCUGAGAUGGUCAAGUCUGUCAUUGUUGGGGAGGUAGUUAGCCGGAUUAUUUCUGGUAUUGCCCCCACCAGCAAAAACGAGGGCAAAUCAGAUGAAGAAGCAGGAGGAGGAGGUGGCCUAGAGAGGCUGGAGAUGGCGCGCAUCAAAAUGGAGGCCGCCCUUCAGGCGUCCGACAGGUGGCAGAUCACCGACAUGUCGCUGCUCCAUUGGCGGAAGAAGCUCAAGCGCGCCGCUCAGGACUGUGACAACGAAGCGCGCAGAUGCAGGCAACUUUCUUGGGAAGAACAUGAGGCAGAGCAGGUGGUAAGGAAAUCCUCAUUUCCCAUACGUGUCGCUCAUGCAACCAAGGCAUUCAUCUCCUCUCGUGCUGGCUGCAACAAUGAUCAUUCCUCUGCGGGCAGUGCCACUGCCGUGGCCAUCCGAAAAUUUGAGUGGUAUGCAGAAGGCGCUGGUGAAUUUAUCAAAUACGUGCAACUCGGCGGGACACCACGUCAACACCUAUUCUUUGACCCUCUCAUUGGGCAUAUCUUCGCAGGCAAAAGACUGGUGUAUGAGUUGUUGCAUCCAGGAGGACGAUAUCAGUUCUUCGGCGUAAGACCGAUGAGUUUCGAGGAGAGAGGGCUGGAGGCCAUGGUAUCCUUUGUGUAUGAAGAUUGCAAGAUGCCAAAUAGUAGUUUUUGCUUCGGGUUCAUGAUGCGCCUUUCGAAGAGUACGGACAUAAUUGGAACUACGGUCAGUUGCUUGCGACUGGUGAACCCUCACUUCAAGUCCAUGGCCGACGCCAUCAUAAAAGAGAUCACCCAGCUACCCACGCAAGAUUUCUCCUGGGUGCCGACAGAAGUUAAGAACAGCCACACAGAGUACUGGAACAGCAUCCACCGAACUUUGACAGGAUGGUUCCGCCCAGACCCACUAUGUUGUCAGGGAUAUGAUCAUGACAGCGUGCCUUUAUGUUGUAGUGGCGGUGAUGCCAAGGGCAACAAUGGAAACAAAUUUAUGCUUUCGAGCGAGUUUCCAGAACCAGUAUGCCAAAUGUUUUUGCAACGUCACAUCUCACUUUCCGAGUAUAAUAACCUGCUGCUGCCAGGACCAACCACAAUCUCAGGUUAUGAGGACACUGCUCCAGAGAAUUUCCCACCUUUGAAGCUAGGAAUCUUAUUUAUGCCUCAUGAUUCUCUAGAGGAAGGCCCCAAGUCUGCUGGCGAGGGCUCUGCCAUAGAGGCGAUAGAUGGAGAGAAGCAAGGCCUUACACAUGCGAAUGUUCACCCACACCAACUUGCUGACAUCUUGCUGCCCAAGGCGAUAACUCAUCUUUAUACUAACACUCAGGCUACGACUUACCAGAUAUGUUGGACGUCAAACCAUGGCAGUGCACACAUGUGCGUGGAGAAGACAAGAACACUCAAACGAUGCAGUGGCAUCAGAUCAACACGGCGAGGUAGGAAACUUAAGAGCACGAGUACUAGGGUGCGUUGUCAUAUGCAGCAGAUUCAACAAAUAAGGGAAGUGCAGUGGAAAAGGCUAGCCAGAGAUUUCCUCAAAUUAUGGACGGUGCGUUCCUCGGAGAGAUUGCGGAGCUUGUUUUCGGCUUGGAUUGAGCAGUACUGA
Molecule: messenger RNA, 1611 nt
Organism: Triticum turgidum subsp. durum (durum wheat)
Lineage: Eukaryota; Viridiplantae; Streptophyta; Magnoliopsida; Poales; Poaceae
Source: the annotation of a GenBank genome assembly